Molecule: messenger RNA, 1308 nt
Organism: Salvelinus namaycush (lake trout)
Lineage: Eukaryota; Metazoa; Chordata; Actinopteri; Salmoniformes; Salmonidae
Product: aquaporin-4
Exons: 5
Coding region: 322-1197 (291 amino acids)
Biological process (GO): transmembrane transport
Cellular component (GO): plasma membrane
Molecular function (GO): water channel activity
Source: RefSeq, a predicted model, not a curated record
AGAUUCUUGAAAAUAAAUUUCAUCUUGACUUUUUGUGCAAGAACAUUUCCAAUAACCUUUUUAAGGAAUAGCAACUUUGCUUAACUUUCUUCUUAAGUCUAUAGUUAAGGAAAAAAUGGCAUUUAAGAAGAAAUGUCUUCUUAAUAAGGUUUUGUGAGUCUGGCCCCAGGAAGAUAAAGUUGUCAAGGUCACACCCCCACAUAUGUGAUAUGAUUGAAAAGCCCAGAAUGUCUUCUCAAAAGGACAACAGGACUUAAUACAGGGGCUUGUAUGGCCUCAGAGAUAUGCACAAGGAACUGAUGUCCACUAGAGAGGACAAAAAUGAAUUGCUUUGUCUCAGGAGGAUUAAAACAUGUGGCCCUGUUCCCUCUCCCUGAGGAGUUGCGUAGUCGUGAGUUCUGGCGUGCCAUGCUGGCCGAGCUGCUGGGUUCCCUGGUGUUUGUGAGUGCUGUUCUGGGGGCCUCUGUGCCGGGCCCUGGAGAGGCCUCCACGGGGCCCCUCUACCCAGCCCUGGCUGCAGGCAUGGUGGCUGUUGCCCUGGGACACUGUUUUGGAGAGAUCAGCGGAGCCCAGGUGAACCCAGCAGUUACCCUGUCUCUGUUGGCCACGCGGAGGCUGGACCUGGUGAGGGCGCUGGUUUACGUGGGAGCCCAGUGUCUGGGGGCUUCCCUGGGGGCCGGGGCUCUCUAUUUCGCCCUGCCCCUCAAAACCAACGCAGACUGCUUCGUCAGCAGGGUUCCUCUCGAGGUGAACGCGGCCCAGGCUCUAGGGAUGGAGCUUCUGGCAACGUUCCAGCUGGUCUUCACUGUGUUCUCUGUGGAGGACCACCGUCGGAGGGAGAACACAGAACCAGGGAACCUGGCCAUCGGCUUCUCUCUCAGCGCAGGCGUGCUCAUCGGGGGUCGGUUCUCUGGAGGCAGUAUGAACCCGGCACGUUCCCUGGGUCCAGCCAUCAUCACUGGCUUCUGGGAAAACCACUGGGUGUACUGGAUUGGACCGGUGCUGGGUGCAGUGCUGGCCGGGGUGUCCCAUGAGUUCUUCUUUGCCCCCAGUGCAUCGAGGCAGAAGCUGGUUGCAUGUCUGACCUGUAAGGACAUAGAGAUGGUGGAGGCAACCAGCGUAUCCCGGUCCUCCCUGUCCACCGUCACCCAGACCGCCAUGAGGGCUAAGCAGGUCAACAAACAGGAGCAAAACUAGAAAGGGACACAUCAUGCUACACAACAAUAUAUAGUGGGGUCUGAAAUUAUUGACACCCUUGAUAAAGAUGAGCAAUAAUAACAGUAUAAAAUAAAUUAUUCAAAUAAUGAG